Cheilinus undulatus (humphead wrasse) is the source of this 1256-nucleotide messenger RNA. Its product is annotated as transmembrane protein 82-like. The transcript has 6 exons. Lineage: Eukaryota; Metazoa; Chordata; Actinopteri; Labriformes; Labridae. The record is from RefSeq and is a predicted model, not a curated record. The coding region runs from base 189 to 1256 and encodes 355 amino acids.
GACUGGCAAAUCACUCAAAUCACAUUCAACCUUUGAAACCUAAACAUGAAUCCCUCAGGAGGGAGAAAUAAAGGCAUAGUUGGGGGUUUUCAGUGCUUGGAGCUUCUGAUUAGGUUUCCUCACUGUUAGUAGCAUGACCAAGAGUUUGUAGCCCUUUUUGUUUCCUUGUUUAGAAAAGGACAUCAAAAAUGUUGUUCCCAUUCUUUUGGAUCCUGGGAACACCUGAAUGGGCACCUUUUGAUUCAAACCCAGUGGAUAGCUUUUUUCAAGGCCUGGUAGGUGCCUGUGCAGUAUCAGUGCUGUGCAACCUUAUGAGAGUUUACUUCUUCAUUCAAACAUGCAGUGAUUCUGAAACUGAAACUGAAGGCAAACAAAGGUGUCCUUCACCGGGCAGCAACCUGAGCAGAGACUGGAGAUCAUCCCUCCAGUUCUGGUCUCUGGUGGUCCUCCUGUCUCAGGUGGGCUCGAGGGUCUCCUCCUUGAUUGUUCUGGAGUUUUCUCUCAGGGCUGUUUCUGCCAAGGCGACAGCAGGACUGGAAACCAAUGGAAGAGGCUUGGACCUGCUCCUGAUCCAGGGUCAGUUCUCCCUGGGCUGUGGCCUCUCCUGUACUAUGGCUUUCCUCCAUCAGGGGUCUCCACAUAGCUCUCUCAGCUUGUUGCUGGCAGCAGCUCUCAGCUGGGCUCUGGCAGGUGUCAGCCGUAGUUUGUGGAUUCAUGUGGCCAGACUGUACCCACUACACAGCAGAGAGCGGUACUGUGGGAAGUGCAUCAGCCUGCUGAACUCUGGACACACCAUACUGGCAACGCUGCAGCGUGUGGUCAUUGUGUUCUUCGCUUUGGCCGCUGUGGCCUCCACUGCAACUGUUUAUGACCACUUCCUGUCCCAGAAGGAUGCUCUGAAGUUUUGGACUCCACUGACACUCUGCUACACCAUGUUGGUGGUCUAUAUUCAAGAGGAUCAGAAUCGGCACACUGGUUUAGAGGCCCUGCUGCACACUGUUGUGUUACGCCAGGGAGCCUUACUGGUGCUCAUGCUGACGGUGGGACACUGGACUGAUGUCCUUCAUGUCCUCAUCUCUUUCCUGGGAGAAGCCGUUUGCCUCCUGCCUUCUAAGGACCUGCUGCAGGCCGUGUUAAAGGAAGAAGAAGACACACAAGCGAGUAGAGCUCCAGUCACAAGACAAGAGAAAGCACAGGGAAGCCGUCAUCAGAUGACAGAUAAGGAUGUGCUUGAAAUCAACAGAAAACAUUCGUAA